CAACGCGCGUCGGACCGCGGAGAAUCGCGCUCCCGUUGCGGAGGCCUGCACGGUUGUGUGCUACUAAGGAUCGUCGUAACCCCGCUAGGAGCGGCAGUCACUUUCUUCGCGCGCCGGCGUGGUGAGAGACUUGACUUCUUCCCCUCAGGCUCAAGUGGUGUGUGGCUGGUUGCGCGCGCGGGCCGUGGUGCUCGACGGUGUUUUUCUUGCUUCUCGUCGUCGAGUUCAUUCAGACGUUUGCCUCUCACCUGCCGCUUCGCGCAGUCGCGAUAAUUUGUGAAACGCCGUGAAGCUUGGUGGGGCACCACUGUUUUUUUGUCGGCGGUUCGUUGGUUGUCUUCGGUGUGAUUCGGACGGCAUUGACUCGGCAGGUGGCAUCACCCGUGGAUGACAAGACGGGAAGGGGACUUUCCUGACAGGAGGAGUGCUCCGGCCAGACUCAUGCUGCCGAGAUAAGCACUUCGGCAACGAGCUUGCCGACAGCAGCGGUGCCUCGAGAGAGAGACCCGGCACCUCGGGCGAUGGCGUCGCCACGGCUACAGGGUGGAAGGCAGGUCGCUGCCGGGCUGCGCCUGGCCGUGCAAUGGUUCGGAACGGCGGAUGCUGCUCUCGUGCCUGGCAUCGGGCGCGUCGGGCGCCCCGUUCGGACGGAACCAAUGGCUGCGGGUGCCGUUCAAGUACCACGACUACGAGGCCAUGACGGGAGUGCUCAUUAACGCGACGACCAUCAGGCCGGACCUGGCGUCGCUCUACUCCAUAGGACAGUCGAUACAAGGUCGAGAGCUGUGGGUUCUCCUGCUGUCGUCGCGUUCAACGAAUAACAAGCUACUUAAGCCGUCCAUGAAAUACGUAGCCAACAUGCACGGGAACGAGGUUGUGGGCAAGGAACUGAUGCUUCACCUGAUAGAGCACCUGAUCAACGGCUACGACAACGACCCGCGCAUCCGAUGGCUGCUGGACAACACCAACAUUCACAUCAUGCCCAGUAUGAACCCCGACGGCAUGUCCAUAUCCAGGGAAGGACAAUGCGCCGGCUUACGUGGGCGGUACAACAGUGCCGGCGUGGACCUGAAUCGCAACUUCCCGGACCCGAGUCACACCGUGCGAAAUGUGGAGGAGCCGGAGACGGCGGCGGUGCGCAAGUGGAUUGACACCAUCCCGUUUGUGCUCUCGGGCAACUUGCACGGAGGGGCCAUGCUUGUGCGGUACCCGUACGACGACACGUACGGACAGAACACGGUGGAGUCGAGGACGCCCGACGACGAUGUGUUCCAGCACUUGGCGCGCACCUAUUCGCUGAACCACCCGACCAUGCGCCGGUUCUCGUGCGAGCGGCAGACCUACCACGACGGCAUCGUCAACGGCGCCAAGUGGUACCCGUUCAAGGGUAGCAUGCCGGACUAUACGUACGUGCAAGCAGGCUGCAUGGAGGUCACCCUCGAGCUGUCGUGUUGCAAGUACCCUCUGUCCUAUCAGUUGCGGCGUUUCUGGAUGGACAACAUGAAGCCCUUGAUGAAGUUAAUAGAGGAAUCCCAGAGAGGUCUGCGCGGAAUAAUCACCGAUGACGAAGGAUACCCCGUGGCAAACGCCAGGCUCAUGAUCAAAGGGCGUUACAUGCCGUUCAAGACGAGCCGCAAGGGCGAGUACUGGAGGAUCUUGCUGCCUGGGACGUAUACGCUGAUGGCAUCGUCUCCACAACACAACGACAUUGAGGUACCCGUCCAGGUCGUUGAAGGCCAGACAACUGUCGUAAACAUCACGCUGGUUCGCAAGGUCCGCUCCUACCACUCAUCUGGUGUAGAGUACGAUAAAUCUGUGCAGACGUACGGUAACUUGCAGAGCAACAUCAAGCCUAACCUCGAAGAUGAAUACGAUGUCGACACAACAGACAACUCACUCUCGGCUCCGAACUUUAACAACCUUGAGCCCUUCGCUUCGCAAGGCAAGAGUGAAGAGCUCCGCGAGAAAGAGGCUCCGUCCCAAUCAAUUGCCGACUACUAUCGCGCUCUGUACCAAGCGAUACGAACUCUGUCAACCGGAGAAGCACACCACAAGCCAGGGGACGUCGACUCACACCCACACAUAAGUGGACCUUCUGAUUUCCAGGAGCUACCAUUAGAGAGACGAGCAUACACAUCCGCCGGGAGCAGUCCAGUUGGCGCCGCAACAAUUCAACGUCGCACGUCUGUCGACGACGAACCGGAGUUCCUCGAGAACACUCAACUCGAGGACCCGUUGAACUACAGCUACCCGGUAACGGCUGUUCCGAGAACGACUCCUGCUCCGACAUCCCUCCCGCCCUACCAACGACCAGGAGAGCCCAGUGAGGCCGUUGACUAUGAUGGUGCGCAAGAACGUACCAUUUCGUCUGUCUCAAACGGUGGAAAAACCGAGAACCAAGGCACCACGACGAGCGAGAAUCAUGAUGUAACGCUGAGCGAUGCGCCAAUCCGUGGUGGUGACGUGCUUGACGAUAUCGCUGCCGUUACCAGAACGGCGCCGGACAGGCCGAUUUCCAGCUCUGGGAAAUGGGUCACCGGUGGUCCUUUGGAAAUGACCCUCAGGACGGACACUAUGCAUGUCAGUGGACAAAACGGGCCAGCGAGGACUACUUCUUUCGAACCGGACCAAAACUUCACAGUGAUGUCGCGGGAUCAGCAACACCAAUCAACCACGCAGACCACAAAGCCUCCCGUGUACAGGACUCAAAUGACGGUAUCAUCGCCCGGUGUGACUCAGUACGAGCACACACCAACUGGACGUGGCACAAGGACGCCGUCUGCAAAGUAUGCCGAAAAUAUAGGCACGCACAGCACCGCACGUAGUGCUGUGAGAGACGGUCCACACGUCACAGUCGAUAAUGAUCCGCAGAGCAGGUCACAUAUAUCUAAAACCACGCGAACGACUAUAGGUACAGUCACAGCCAACGGCGAAAACAGGGCAACGGCUCAUCACCCCAAUGUCAGUGAAGGUGUGAAUUCCGCACCGGUCAGACAGGCACCAGAGCAGGCGACUUACACGCCAGGCCCGCAUAGAGGAAGUUCGCAGUCGCACCGCAUGGUCAGUAUGUCGCAUCAAGACACGUUGCCCGCUUCUAUAUUCGCCAGCGACACUACGAGGCCCGAAUCACGCUCGCCAGAUUUUGCCGUGUCCGAGUCCGAUUCGAGAUCGUCUGCGCCGGAGAUAAGUACGGCUGACAUACAAGGUCCGGUGUCUACGACGCAUUUCCCGCCUCCUCCAGAAAACCGACCAAGAGGUCAACCGGUCGCAGAAACACCAGCACAUGUGCCCGCAUCACCCUCGCCUACAGUGAUCCCGGUGACUCACGCGUCAAUAGGAGUCAGGCCUACCAAUAAGGCUCACUCGAACGAUCAGGCUGUGACUAGUAGCGUGGAAUACGAUCCGGAACAUUCGCUUUCACCCGGCAGAACAAGAUUCGCUGCCAGACCAACAGUCACUACUAGAAGGCCAUCGACGCACGAGGGAUACCAAGAACGCAAACACACUGUAAACUUGCCGACGCUAAAUUCUGCAGCCAGAGAAGGACAGGGGACACUUGCAGCUACACGUAGGCAACCUCAGAGCACCGUAAGACAGAAAACAAGUGACCCAGAGCACGAAAUUACGCCGGAGAACAAACCUGAGAGUCAUCUCCCACACGCAGAUCCACCUUCUCCUACCGUAGUAUUUGAGCGGAUGCGGCAAAGAACACAAAAUUCGACCUUUCCGACACGGACACCAACAUCUAAUUCUGACACGUCCCCAUUUUCAUGGGCAAAAGUAGGUAAAGUCUCAUACGGCACGUUUCCGCCACAUGCAGAUCCAUCAAAAGCAACUUCCGCUGAGGACUUCGACGAUGAGCCGUUUAGGAGAAUACCUAAGGUUACAACAACGCCAAAAAUCCGCCAGGAAGAUGUGAAAACACAUCCGGCUGCAGGAAUUCCUCAGACGAAGCCCGUGCAGACCACGUUGAAGUACCGCCAAACAGUCCAUACACAAAAGCCACUGACGCCAAUGCUUGCACUAGAUCCACCACAACCAACAGCACAAACUAGCGGGGCGUCUUCGUAUUACGGCACUGAGAAAAAUGUGCCCAGUUCCUUUAGCGUGCAUCACGCUCCGACCACUCAAGGCAGCGACGACCGCCAGAAGCAGCGAUCAACGUCGUUCCCCCCUACUGAAAGCAAGGGCUCUGAGCGGACUCCGGCGUCUCCAGGUACCAGGCACUUCACUCCAACGAAGAAAUAUUCGGCCGGCUCCCGACAAACGUUUGCUCCUCAACCAAUGCGGAGCAGUCAUCUUCGACGUCCACACAUUCCCCCAACGGAAGAGCCACCAAGAGGCACACACUCGUCCGACUCUACCAGCGAGCAGACCUCUCGUCACAUACCUUCGUUGCAAGACAAUAAUCAUAGUCUUGAUUCAACCAUCCCGCACAAAGGUGUGGAAAUGCAGACAUCGCAGCGACCAGGAGGAGUGUCGGAAGCGAUCACGCAUGCUAUCGAGGCAAGACCCUCACAGCCGACGUCCCCUGAGCAAGCCACGCACGAAGAUUCCCGAAAGAGUGAGAGCGAAUUGGCCCACUCACCCCCUUAUAUGCCUCAUUCUCAGCAGGAGCUUGUUGUACGAGGAAGCCUAGUGACAGCAAAAGAACAUACCGGAAAGAGCACAACAUAUACGCCAUCCACUGGGGUAGCUGGCAGCUCCAUACAAAACUCAAGCCCGACGCAGAGUUUUGUUCCCGGCACAUCAGAACGACACACGUCCCGGCGUCCGGAGCAUGCGCAAACGGAAACAGUCAAGCCUAUUAAAAGGCCUGUAGUUUACCUAACAUCAGAGGAGAACGCUGGCUAUGUCGCUCCAACUCAGGGAUCGGAUUUCACGUCACCUCAAGAUCCUCAAUCGCCUCAGCCGCGACGAACUAACAGGCCACAACGACCACAGCAUGCUCUUACGGAAGCACAGGAAAACGCACCGAGCCAAGAGCCACUGCGGACUACUUUGACGACGAGGCCGAGAACGGUUCUCCCAACAGCACAAGACUCGUCAUACACUUCGAAGCAACGUAUCACCGAAACUGCAGAGAUUUCGCAGCAAUCGUACACUACGCCUCACAGAGGACGUUAUUCUUCGUAUCAAGCUAUAAAUGCUCGUCCUUCACAAGACGCCUUGACAGAAGCCACCCACGCGGGUUCUGGACCUUCCUCUGGCUAUGACCAGGAUGCGGUCGCAGGCAGCAAGGUAUUUUCGACUCCUCCAGAAUCUGUUCCACUCACAGCUCUUGACGCAAAUGUUCAGAAAGAGUUUGCAAAUGUAAGACAAACCUCAUCAUCCGUAGAUCAAGAUAACGUCAGGGCAAUAGCAGAUAUAGACAUACCUACUGACAAGGCUGAGCCCCGGGAAACUUCGAAUUCGCGAUCUUUGCCGACUCCAGCUGUCGCAAUGGGGAGGGGAACAUUCACGUCGUACAAACCGUCACUGGCUUCCCAGCCUGCUUUAGUGACAUCUGAGCGAGGGACACCAAGGCCGGCGCCGAGAGAGCACGUCACGGUUCCUGCUAGGCCGAGAGAGCAACUCACAAGACCAAAAACUUCAAGUGAACCCCCGCAACCUUCGCAAGAAUCCUUCACUCACGAAAAAACUGGAGCAACGUUAGACGGACCGAUAACAUCUAGAGAACCUGCGCAGCUUGGAAGAAUGGUAGUGAAGGAGUUAACAGCAUCACAGGUAGCGAGUCAUCCAGAAAAGAUCUUCAAGAUUCAAGGGACUGUAACGCUGGAAAAUUCAAAUCUAAGAGAGCCAGAUACGACAACCGAUGUGCCCGGAAGUGUGACGCUUACUCCAAAACCAAGAAGUUUCGAUUACAGAUCAAGGCAGACUACGAUUGGUCAACACAGAGCGGCAGAAGUGCCAGAAAACAAUGAAAAUGAGCGUCGUAUUUUCCCAGCCAGGGCGCCGCCAAGACCGGCACUCCCAUCGACGCAAAGCCCACCUCUUUACACUGAGACUAGUGGAAACCGCCCAUAUCGGCCUACAGUACCGCCGCGGUUCUCAACAUCGAGCAUACAUAAGCCGCACAGUUCUCUUGGACCAUUACAGACAGACAGAACGCAAUCAACAUUAAAUGCAUCUCCAAAAGCCAGCGCUGUAACUCGUGGAGAAGAGCUCCAGUAUGUUGACCAAGGCACCUACAGUGUUCCGGCGGUCUCAAGACAAUUUGAGACGAACAAACAUCGCGUGCAGACUGCACCGAAAGAUUUAAUUACAACCCAAAUGCGUGGUAGUCAAAGCCCAACUCACGAGCAUCAGCAGCACGCCAGCACUUCCUACAGAGACCAUACCUAUUUUCCGAAGACCACUGAAGUUCUAACACAGACACAAGCUGCUCUCUUUCAACAAACGGCGAAGCCGGUCGCGGGUAAUCAAGAGACUGCAGCACAAGCACAUUCAACUGACUAUGGCGUAUCAACGCAAGGAACCGCACCCGCUAAUGUUGGAGCUGCGCAAGCGUUUAGGGGCGCGGCUCAGGAACAGUUUGUGCCUGCUUCUCGCACAGUUAGGCCCCCUCAAUCUCCCCAUCUUAUGUCCCAAGAACAUAGUGUUCAAAUGUCUCCUGAAGAACUGAGAACCACUCUGCUGCGCGCGAUUAACGAACCGAACACUGUAGCAUUUACGGUGACCCAGAGGCAACAAGAUCUUACAAACAGCUCUUCGGGUCCAAGACUGAGCAAUGUGUACACUUUCACGACAAAGCACGAAGUCCACAGGCCUAAAGGGGUCGCAUCGCACGUAGAAAAACCUGAAGACAUACGGCAGCAGCCCCAGAUAAGUGAUAAGCCAUCUACGACGCAAUCUACUUACGGAACAGAACGCCAGCAGCAGCAUUUUAGGAAAGCACCGGAAGAAACGCUCCAGGUUCGUCCUUCAACGACGCCAGUUUUGUUCGAAUAUGACCAUAAAACCCGAGAUUACGUCAAGGCGACGCAUCACACCACAUUUCCUGGUGGCACUCGAGGCGGGAACACCUUUCCGACACCUACAGAGCAGAGCCGAACGCUUCCAGAAAGACCUCAAAACUCAGUAGAUGUUAAUGGAGCACAGACGCCGAGUGAACCUCAGGCGGUUUCAAGAAAUACAGGACAUUCUGAGGACAUGGCGCUAGUUACAGCCCCAGCUAAGACACCCCGGAAUUUUCAUCAAGAUCCGCUUAGAGAUACAAUAUCCACACAAGCAGCUUUGUAUCAGAAACCGACAAGCAAUCCUACGGCAGCACAUCACGAACCUACAGCCCAACGUGAAGAGGAAAGGCAAAUUUUACAUGGCCAACAAGACCGUGCUACCCAACCGAAGACUCAGGGACCUGCAGACAGCCUAGGAGUGCACGUGCCUCCAAAUCAGCAUCAUACACAGACAAACCGUCCGGCGGGCCUUACUCUUGAAGAUUUUACGCCUGAACAAUUGCGCAGGGCCAUCACUCUGCUUCUAAAAACAUCUUCAUUUGAGAACCCUGACGACGCCAGUCGUGAGAGUUCGGCACCACCACAGGAAGGCAAGGCGACUCCACCUCACGGCACUCGAGCGGAAAUUGGCAGCAAUCCUAACGUGAGCUUACUUCGCCAAGGACAUACUACUGCUGAGAUACCGAAAACUGUCACUCACGCUUCUGGCUCCGGCAGUUUGUCACACACUCAUUCGUUAUCUCAACAGCAAUUAAGCGCAUCGCUCAUAGAUGGCACACGUAAUCACCAGCAUGGAGCGCGUCAUCCAAAUACCGCGUCUCACAUUGAAAGCGGUGGCUCCGCGCCUACGAUAGAGCCUGUGCAUUCGCAAGACACAUCGCCUCCUGUGCCAAGCCAACCACCUCAGCAGCAUGCUUUCCCCGAAUCGCUCAUGGCCUACCAUGACAGCCAGGAGUUUCAUACUGUGCCACCUCAGCUUGGAAGUCCGCAGGAGUUCAGGACGACAACUUCAGCUGAAACGUCCACCGAGUUGCCCCAUGGUGACGGCAAGCCUCUCGAUUUCUCAACAGGCCGGACAUUCGGAGGAAGUUACUCAUGUAAAGAAUUUCGCAAGUCGUCCGGCUUCCAGGUUUCCUUCGGACGUUUCGAGCGGCUUUUCUGAGCU
Molecule: messenger RNA, 8124 nt
Organism: Dermacentor silvarum
Lineage: Eukaryota; Metazoa; Arthropoda; Arachnida; Ixodida; Ixodidae
Product: mucin-5AC
Exons: 9
Coding region: 601-8121 (2506 amino acids)
Biological process (GO): proteolysis
Cellular component (GO): cell surface
Molecular function (GO): metallocarboxypeptidase activity; zinc ion binding
Source: RefSeq, a predicted model, not a curated record